This is a messenger RNA of Talpa occidentalis (Iberian mole), 1944 nucleotides long. RefSeq names its product calreticulin (gene CALR). The record is from RefSeq and is a predicted model, not a curated record. Gene Ontology annotation, molecular function: calcium ion binding. NCBI's taxonomy places the organism in Eukaryota, Metazoa, Chordata, Mammalia, Eulipotyphla, Talpidae. Gene Ontology annotation, biological process: protein folding. The coding region runs from base 74 to 1327 and encodes 417 amino acids. The transcript has 9 exons. Gene Ontology annotation, cellular component: endoplasmic reticulum; endoplasmic reticulum membrane.
CCGUCCCCACUGCAGAGCCGCCGUCUGAGGAGCGACUGGAAGGGUCCGCGCGCCGCCGCCCCCUCGGCCCGCCAUGCUGCUACUCGUGCCGCUGCUGCUCGGCCUCCUCGGUCUAGUUGCCGCCGAACCCGCCGUUUACUUAAAAGAACAGUUUCUGGACGGAGAUGGGUGGGCCCAUCGCUGGAUUGAAUCCAAACACAAGUCGGAUUUCGGCAAAUUUGUUCUCAGUUCUGGCAAGUUCUAUGGUGACCAGGAGAAAGAUAAAGGGCUGCAGACAAGCCAGGAUGCCCGCUUCUACGCUCUGUCGACCAGAUUUGAGCCCUUCAGCAACAAGGGCCAGACGCUGGUGGUGCAGUUCACCGUGAAACACGAGCAGAACAUCGACUGUGGGGGUGGCUACGUGAAACUGUUUCCGGAUGGUUUGGACCAGACAGACAUGCAUGGAGAUUCUGAAUACAAUAUCAUGUUUGGCCCUGACAUCUGUGGUCCCGGUACAAAGAAGGUUCAUGUCAUCUUCAACUACAAGGGCAAGAACGUACUGAUCAACAAGGACAUCCGCUGCAAGGAUGAUGAGUUCACACACCUGUACACUUUGAUUGUGCGACCUGAUAACACCUAUGAGGUGAAGAUUGACAAUAGCCCGGUGGAAUCAGGCUCUUUGGAAGAUGAUUGGGACUUCCUGCCCCCUAAGAAAAUCAAGGAUCCUGAUGCUUCAAAACCAGAGGACUGGGAUGAGCGAGCCAAAAUCGAUGACCCCACAGACUCCAAGCCUGAGGAUUGGGACAAGCCUGAGCACAUCCCUGACCCUGAUGCUAAGAAGCCUGAGGACUGGGAUGAAGAAAUGGAUGGGGAGUGGGAACCACCUGUGAUUCAGAACCCCGAAUACAAGGGCGAGUGGAAGCCCCGGCAGAUUGACAACCCGGAUUACAAGGGCACUUGGAUCCACCCAGAGAUUGACAACCCUGAGUACUCUCCGGAUAGCAAUAUCUAUGCAUAUGAAAACUUUGCUGUGCUGGGCUUAGACCUCUGGCAGGUCAAGUCUGGCACUAUCUUUGACAACUUCCUUAUCACCAACGAUGAGGCCUAUGCCGAGGAGUUUGGCAAUGAGACCUGGGGUGUCACAAAGGCAGCUGAAAAGCAGAUGAAGGACAAGCAAGAUGAAGAACAGAGGCUAAAGGAGGAAGAGGAGGAUAAGAAACGUAAGGAGGAGGAGGAAGCAGACAAGGAAGAUGAUGAGGACAAGGAUGAAGAUGAGGAGGAGGAGGAUGACAAGGAGGAGGAGGAGGAAGAUGACGCUGCCACUGGCCAGGCCAAGGACGAGCUGUAGGGGCCAUAUCAUCGCCUCCAGGGCUGGACUAAGGCCUGAGCGCGCCUGCUGCAGAGGUGGCUGCGCCAAAUAAUGUCUCUAUGAGACUGGAGAACUUUCUUUUUUUCCAGGCGGGUUCUGAUUUGGGGUGGAUUUUGGUUUUGUUCCUCCCUUGCCACCCCACCUCCCCCCCCCCCUUUUUUUUUACUGGUGUUUUGUCUGACUCAGCCAUUAUCCCUGGCCCUUGUUUUUCUUGAUUGACAUCUUUGUCUCCCUCUGUACCCUUCCUUCCCUACCGCACUCCAGAUCCCUUAGUUCCCCUCGAAAUGGGGAGCUGUAUAUGGGGAUAUGGAGAAGCCCCAGGCCCAAGAUUCAUCUGCUGUCCUACCUGGAUUAGGGGGGUGGGGGAGGCAGAAGGUGGUAUCUCUAGCCCCUCCCCCCCAGCACUGAGGAAAAAUGGGGCUCUUAGGGACCUGAGCUCUGACAUCCCCCCCCCCCACAUCCUUUUGUCUCCUUACCCAAAGACUGGGCCACUUCUAGGUGGGGCAGUAGAUUUCCAUCUCAGCUCAUGCUGAGAAUGUAAGAACUACAAACAAAAUUUCUAUUAAAUUAAGUUUUGUGUCUUCCUCUUGUGUUUC